Messenger RNA from Saimiri boliviensis boliviensis (Bolivian squirrel monkey), 3161 nucleotides. The record is from RefSeq and is a predicted model, not a curated record. NCBI's taxonomy places the organism in Eukaryota, Metazoa, Chordata, Mammalia, Primates, Cebidae.
UGAAUGCAGUCUGCCCUUGGCACUCUUUUCCCUGAAGUGUUGUCGAGGCCAGGAAGGAAGGAUGCACUCAGAGGACCGCAGACAGGUGGCCGUGGCUGAGAGGAGAGGCCCCCGCAGCACUGAGGGUUUGGGCUUGCAGGCGCUGCAGGAGGCGCCCUGCGGGGUCCUGUCUCAGCCAUCUCUGAGCGGGAGGCCUGAGCGGGAAGCAUUGGCGGUCGGGCGACUUCCAGGAAGCUAGAGUGUAGCGCUAUGGAGGAGCUUGAUGGCGAGCCAACAGUCACUUUGAUUCCAGGUGUGAAUUCCAAGAAGCACCAAAUGUGUUUUGACUGGGGCCCAGGGGAAAUGCUGGUGUGUGAAACCUCCUUCAACAAAAAAGAAAAAUCAGAGAUGGUGCCAAGUUGCCCCUUUAUCUAUAUCAUCCGGAAGGAUAUAGAUGUUUACUCUCAAGUAUUGAGAAAACUCUUCAAUGAAUCUCAUGGAAUCUUUGUGGGCCUCCAGAGAAUUGAAGAAGAAUUGACUGGAAAAUCCAGAAAAUCUCAGUUGGUUCGAGUGAGUAAAAACUACCGAUCAGUCAUAAGAGCGUGUAUGGAGGAAAUGCACCAGGUUGCAAUUGCUGCUAAAGAUCCAGCCAGUGGCCGCCAGUACAGCAGCCAGGUCUCCAUUUUGUCAGCAAUGGAGCUCAUCUGGAACCUAUGUGAGAUUCUUUUUAUUGAAGUGGCCCCAGCUGGCCCUCUCCUCCUCCACCUCCUUGACUGGGUCCGGCUCCACGUGUGCGAGGUGGACAGUUUGUCGGCGGAUGUUCUGGGCAGUGAGAAUCCAAGCAAACACGAGAGCUUCUGGAACUUGGUGACCAUCUUGGUGCUGCAGGGCCGGCUGGAUGAGGCCCGACAGAUGCUCUCCAAGGAAGCCGACACCAGCCCCGCCUCUGCAGGCAUGUGCCGGAUCAUGGGGGAACUGAUGAGGACAAUGCCCAUUCUCAGCCCUGGGAACACCCAGACACUGACGGAGCUGGAGCUGAAGUGGCAGCACUGGCACGAGGAGUGUGAGCGGUACCUCCAGGACUGCACAUUUGCCAGCAACCCUCACCUAGAGUCGCUCUGCAAGAUCAUGCUGGGAGAUGAAGCUGCCUUGUUAGAGCAGAAGGAGCUUCUGAGUAACUGGUACCAUUUCCUAGUGACUCGGCUCUUGUACUCUAAUCCCACAGUAAAACCCAUUGAUCUGCAGUACUACGCCCAGUCCAGCCUAGACCUGUUUCUGGGAGGCGAGAGCAGCCCAGAACCCCUGGACAACAUCUUGAUGGCGGCCUUUGAGUUUGACAUCCAUCAAGUGAUAAAAGAAUGCAGCAUCGCCCUGAGCAACUGGUGGUUUGUGGCCCACCUGACAGACCUGCUGGACCACUGCAAGCUCCUCCAGUCACACAACCUCUAUUUUGGUUCCAACAUGAGAGAGUUCCUCCUGCUGGAGUACGCCUCGGGGCUAUUCGCUCAUCCCAGCCUGUGGCAGCUGGGGGUGGAUUACUUUGAUUACUGCCCUGAGCUGGGCCGAGUCUCCCUGGAGUUACACAUUGAGCGGAUACCUCUGAACACUGAGCAGAAAGCCCUGAAGGUGCUGCGGAUCUGUGAGCAGCGGCAGAUGACUGAACAAGUUCGCAGCAUUUGUAAGAUCUUAGCCAUGAAAGCCGUCCGCAACAAUCGCCUGGGUUCUGCCCUCUCUUGGAGCAUCCGUGCUAAGGAUGCCGCCUUUGCCACGCUUGUGUCAGACCGGUUCCUCAGGGAUUACUGUGAGCGAGGCUGCUUUUCUGAUUUGGAUCUCAUCGACAACCUGGGGCCAGCCAUGAUGCUCAGUGACCGACUGACAUUCCUGGGAAAGUAUCGCGAGUUCCACCGUGUGUAUGGUGAGAAACGUUUUGCUGACGCAGCUUCUCUCCUUCUGUCCUUGAUGACGUCUCAGAUUGCCCCUCGGUCUUUCUGGAUGACUCUGCUGACAGAUGCGCUGCCCCUUUUGGAACAGAAACAGGUGAUUUUCUCAGCAGAACAGACGUAUGAGCUGAUGCAGUGUCUGGAGGACUUGACUUCAGGAAGACCCGUGCAUAGAGGACCCGACACCCAGCAGUGCCAGGAUGAUGACAUAGAGACCACCAAGGUGGAAAUGCUGAGACUUGCUCUUGCACGAAAUCUUGCUCGGGCAAUUGUAAGAGAAGGCUCACUGGAAGGCUCCUGAGAGCUGCUUCAAUGUGGACCUGAGUCACGCUAUAGCCCUGGAUUCCUGAGAUCUUGGCUGCUCUUUGGUUUAGGAGCAUGUGGAGACAUCGAGGACCAGGCACCAUUCCAUGCCUUAAAUUCUCUCAGUCUGAAUAGACACCAGGUUCUGCCCCAGGGGCCUCAGCUGCCAGCACCACUCCUUCGCUAGUGACCAGCAUUAUGUUUAAAUACAGAAUGAACUGGACUCACCUCUCUCUUCUUCAGCUGGCCAACUCUGAACUGUCAACACAACCCUGUCAGCAUCUCUUCACGAAGCCUUCCCUUGCCCUACGUGGGCUCAGGGCCCUAACUCUAGGCUGCUUUCCUUAGCCUCUCUGCCUCGCACACUAACCACGUGGCUGUGCUGGCAGGGAUGGCACUGUAGUCACCUCUGAGGCCUCAGGGCCUGGCACAAUGCACACACAUUUGUGGAACGGCUGGCUGAAGAGAUUCAAGAUCUAUCUAAGUUUGUAUCAAGGACUUUCUGCUGGCUUUUGGCAUGAGCCCUGAGAACCACCAGGGGACAUGAGGGAUGGCCUGGGCAGGUGAAGAGCCAUGGCUUCCAUCUCCAGAGGGUGAAGAACCUACCGUCAGGGCCUGAAGUGCCUCCCAUUCCUGUGGGGACUGGAUCUUGUGGGCCAGCAGUCGGACAGCGAUCUGUGGCCUAGGAACAAGCAGAGCACACUUCAGCGCAUUGAGCCUGGGGCUGGCCCUCCUUGGCCACGGUUGUUCCCCUUCCCAGUCCGCUGCCUCUCAGCUGCCCCUGCAGUGCUGAGACUCACCCUUCCAGCUCCUUGUUGAUCUGAUCACAGAAGCCAAUUAUGUAUUCCCAGUCCUCCUGGCGGUUGGAAGGAUUGGUGGCUUUAUCUUGGGACAGAACAAAAAAAGAGAACAAUUGUUACAAAGAGCAAGGAGGAUGCA